CAGCUCCCUGCUCCCUCCUCUGCAGGCCUCUCCUUGGCUCACAAUAUUGCAUCGAUCAGCUGUGUCUGCAAUUACAGCUGCACAAAAUCCCGCUCGAGCAAACGCUUCGAUCAACUCUCCGACUCUGCACCUGCCGACAUGUCUCUACAGGCAGAAUUUGAGAAGGUGGCAGAGGAUGUGAAGAAGGUGAAGACAAGGCCAACGAACGAGGAGCUGCUGGUCCUGUACGGCCUUUACAAACAGGCUCUCGUUGGAGACGUUAAUAUUGAUAAACCAGGAAUGCUGGAUGGAAAAGGAAAAGCCAAGUGGGAUGCCUGGGACUCGAGGAAAGGAAUGUCCAAGGACGAUGCUAUGUCAGCCUACGUCACACAAGCUAAGGAAGUCAUCGCCAAAUACGGGAUGUAAGAUCAGCAUUAAGCUGAAGAGGCAGAACUAAUGCACAAACUAAUUCAGCUACUAAAACUAAGCUGCUUUUAUAUAAUGGACAGCCCUCUGCUUUCAGAGGCCAUGAUUAUGCAGAACAAUAUGUGAUUUUCUUCUCACAUUCUUAAUGUUUUUUUAAUUUUUUUUAUCUAGUACUGUUAAGUUGUGCAACUACACAACUUCAAUGCAGCCUUUAAUGUUAAAAAUAUUAACUUAACUAUUAACUGAUGUGAUAUACUUUGCAUACAGCACUGAUUUGUAGCUUGAAUUAAAUCAAGGUAAAUAAAAUGCUGACAACUGUGAAACUGCACAAUUUGAAAAUUAAAAUGUCUGUUACUUG
Molecule: messenger RNA, 763 nt
Organism: Mugil cephalus (flathead mullet)
Lineage: Eukaryota; Metazoa; Chordata; Actinopteri; Mugiliformes; Mugilidae
Gene: acbd7
Product: acyl-CoA binding domain containing 7
Exons: 4
Coding region: 139-405 (88 amino acids)
Biological process (GO): fatty acid metabolic process
Molecular function (GO): fatty-acyl-CoA binding
Source: RefSeq, a predicted model, not a curated record